Messenger RNA from Alternaria ventricosa, 1797 nucleotides. RefSeq lists its product as uncharacterized. The transcript has 2 exons. The record is from RefSeq and is a predicted model, not a curated record. Bases 1 to 1797 code for a protein of 598 amino acids. Lineage: Eukaryota; Fungi; Ascomycota; Dothideomycetes; Pleosporales; Pleosporaceae.
AUGACUCGCACCUACGCCGACCGCGGCACUCGAACACCAGCCCAAUCACCGUCUCGAACUGCAGCCAUGCACUUUCCAGUUCCUGAUCCCAAACGUAGCCGGAUUGCGCAAGCGUCCUCAGGAUCGGGGGAUCCUAGCGCGUCCUCACCAAUACUCACUAUCGCGCCGGAACUUCGAAACCAGAUCUACGAGUACCUACUUGUCGAUCUUGAUCCUAUCACGAUUGAUAACACCACAGUUGAGUAUGCAAAGAUCAAGGCAGCCAAAGGGACUUCUACCUCCAUAGGAAGCCCUACUGUCCUUCUUACCUGCCGUCAAAUCUACCACGAAGCAGUUGGUGUCCUUUACAGCCGGAACGUCUUCCACUUCCAAUACAACAUGAUGAGAGAGCGGUUCGGCGUUUUGGUCACUAGUCCCAUCAAAGUAUGCGCAGGAUGGAUAGACAACAUUGGCUCUUGCCUUCCGAAAAUGCGCACUCUCACCAUCAGCAUGAACAUGCCCGAAAUCCCAGAACAUUACGCGCAUUUUGAGGAAUGCGACGUCGAAAUGUAUGUACACGAUCACUCCCGCGAACCUACAGACGUUUUGCCGUUACUCGACGUGUUCUGGAACAGCGACGCGAGCAACACAUCAGUCAUCGUUGAGGUGGCUGAGAACGAUACAUCGGAUAUGUCAGAAUCAGAAUUUGAAGAGCCAAGGCUUGACACAACGAUCAUCGCACAUGUUCUUUCCGAGCUCGGGAAAAAGGACGCACUCGAUUUGCAGAAAUCACGUCGCUUGCUGGAAGCGGUUUACGUAGAUACGACCGGCAACCAAGGCACCGUUGCGUAUCGCUCGACUCAUUCCAAAGCCAAUAUGCGACGCAAGUUUGAGCUAAUGACCGAGACACAACGAUAUGAGAUCGUUCCUCUACGAAACCCAUCGAAUUUAUUCAGCCUACCUUACAAUAUCACCGGCACCAUCACUUGUCUUGCACUCGAUGAUCUGGAUUUCACUUACAACUUCCACACGAGUGUCACACAUGGACACCAACCCGGCAUGCUCUGGGUCAAUUCUCAGCUUCGCCAGCUUGUUGCCCCAUGGUUUCUACGCAGAAGCCGCUUUACCCUGGUUCUAGGUACUGAUUCACUCAAAUCUUCCAAGGCAAUGUUUGAUAGGCUUGAUCGUCGCAUUGCAGAAACUUUGAUCUCUCGGCCUCCAGACUGGCAGACACAGAUACGCUGUAAUCCGAUUUCAGCAAGCACGUUGUACAGCAACGCACCAACGAUCAUCUUGCAGUUCCAAACAAACGAACCACCGCACCUAGCUGCCGUCCAAAUCAACGCAUGGGAUCUCUUACGUGUCACUGCAGUCUUUGAGAACAGCACUGAUGUUACUGUCCGCGUACACGGUGGCAACGGAAAGAUCCAAGACCGUACCUCGAAGUUGGGCGAUAUUCGAAAAGACGCCUACAUACUCUUGAAGCAUAUAAGAACCGAGACGCGUGUAGAUACUCGCAAGCUCAGUGUCCAAGUGCAGCUGAACAGCCAGUGUGUCCCUAUGUGGGCCACCCUCCGGAAGACUAGAAAAGGCCUGCAGCCUUCCGUUACGACUAUAGUGGACAGUUGGGACACCGAGGAGCUUAAAUCGUUGUUCGAUAGGCUUGAUUCUGACCGGCGGGCGAAGCUCGAGGAAUCAAUGGAUGAGAUCGGGAUAUGUUUGAGUCCAUACUGGCCACAAGAGGAUGGAGACUCCGAGUGCUGGGAGAAUAAGUCGAUGGAUGACGUUCUUUGGCGUCUGUAUAACCUCUGCGGUUGA